Molecule: messenger RNA, 2454 nt
Organism: Vicia faba (fava bean)
Lineage: Eukaryota; Viridiplantae; Streptophyta; Magnoliopsida; Fabales; Fabaceae
Source: the annotation of a GenBank genome assembly
AUGGCUAGAAGAACUAGAACCUAUAACAACGUAGUUGUUCUUCUGUACUCUAACCUAUUGAUCUUCUUCGUUCCUAUUGUCAUCUCCCUCAGAAGCCUCACUCCAGACAAAUCCAUCAACUAUAACGACUACCUAGUUUCCGAAACCGGAAACUUCGAAGCAGGGUUCACCAACAUAGAGAAUUCACAGAACAUAUACUUUUGUAUAUGGUACAAGAAUCUAAACCCAAGAACAAUUGUUUGGGUAGCCAAUAGAGAUACACCACUGCAAAACUCAACAGGAGUAUUCAAUUUCAAACUCAAACUCACUGAUACAGGAAAUCCAGCCAUAGUUGAUGGCUCAGAGAACACAAUUUGGUUCUCUAAUGCAUCAACAGUUGUAGAGAAUCCGUUUCUAUUGCUCUUGGACACCGGAAACAUCAUCGUACGAAACGGAAGUUUAAAAGACGUUUGGUGGCAAAGCUUUGAUUAUCCUGGUGACACUUUAUUACCCGGGAUGAUACUUCGAACUGAUAGAAUCAGCGGCGCGCAUAAUUCUUUGAUAUCGUGGAAAAACACAGGUGAUCCUGCAAGAGGUGAGUUUUCAUAUCAUAUAGAUUCUAAUGGUUUUCCUCAAUUGUUUAUUUCGAAGGGAUCAGUGUUAGUUUAUAGAUUAGGCCCAUGGAAUGGAUUUUUCUUUACUGGGAUUCCUUGGGAAACACUCUAUAGUUAUUUCAAUUUUUCUUUUGAGAUAACUGAGAAACAAGUUGCAUUUAAAUAUGAACCGUUAAACGACACGAUUGUUUCGAGAUACCUUAUCACUCCGACCGGCUUCGUGCAACGUUACAUUUGGUUAUAUCAGACUGAAACUUGGCAACUUUUUCUUGCUGGCCCUGGGGACCAGUGUGAGAAUUAUAACAUCUGUGGUGCAAAUUCUGAUUGUAAUGUGGGGAACCAAGAGGUAUGCAAGUGUCUCGUUGGUUUCGCACCUAAAUCGUUCAAUGAUACCGAUGGGUGUGUUAGGAAGGUGAAACUGGAUUGUGAUGAUAGAGACGGAUUUGUUAAGUAUACAAAGAUGAAGUUGCCGGAUACGUCUUGGUCGUGGUUUGAUGAGAAAAUGAAUCUUGUGGAAUGUGAGAAACAAUGCCUGAAAAACUGCAGUUGCAUAGCUUAUGCAAGUUUGAAUAUUAAAAAUGGUGGAAGUGGAUGCAUCAUUUGGUUCAAUAACAUUAUUGACAUGAGGACCGAAAUCUCUGUUGGGCAAGAGAUUUACAUAAGAGUGGCUGCUUCAGAAUUAGGUAGUCCAACGAGUAAGACAAAGAAGAAAAUGAUAACAGGUAUUUUAGUAGGAAUAGGAGUCUUUUUCUUGAGUAUCAUGACGGUUGGAUAUGUCAUCUUUCUAAAGAGGAAAAAACUUCAGAUAUCAGCUAGGAACACAACAAUAAACCAUGAAGAUAACAUGGAUCAUGAGAAGGGAAGCAUUGAUAUAUCAACUUUUGAUUUUUCUACCAUAGCUAAUGCCACUGACAACUUCUCUCCCAUUAAGAAAUUGGGAGAAGGUGGAUAUGGUCCUGUCUACAAGGGUGUACUAGCAAAUGGUAGAGAGAUUGCGGUCAAGCGACUUUCGAUUAAAUCUGUACAAGGGCCACGGGAGUUUCAAAAUGAAGUUAUAUUGAUUGCAAAUCUUCAGCAUAGAAAUCUUGUGAAACUCAUUGGUUGUUGUAUUCAUAAUGAUGAAAGAAUUUUGAUUUAUGAAUACAUGCCUAACAGAAGUCUGGACAACUUUAUUUUCGAUCGGACUAAAAGUCAGGUAUUGGAUUGGAAUACACGUUUUCAUAUUAUAAGCGGUAUUGCACGAGGACUUUUGUAUCUUCACCAAGAUUCUAGAGUAAGGAUCAUCCAUAGAGAUCUAAAAACCAGUAAUAUUCUUCUUGAUAACGACAUGAACCCAAAAAUAUCGGACUUUGGACUCGCUAGAGCUUUUGGUGGAGAUCAUGAUGAGGCCAAUACAGUUAGAGUAGUGGGUACUCAUGGUUACAUGCCUCCAGAGUAUGCUGUAUAUGGAUCUUUUUCAGUGAAGUCUGAUGUCUUCAGUUUCGGUGUUAUUGUUCUAGAAAUCAUAAGUGGGAGGAAGAGCAGAGAAUUUUUCAACCCGGAACAUAAUCUUAACCUUAUUGGACAUGCUUGGAGACUGUGGAGUGAGGAUAAACAAUUGGAGCUGAUAGAUGAGUCCCUUAAAGGUUCAGUUAUCAUGGACGAGGCAUUAAAAUGUAUUCACAUUGGGCUGCUAAGUGUGCAAGAUAGGGCAGAUGAUAGGCCUGAAAUGUCAUCUGUUGUUCUAAUGAUGAAUGGGGAGAGAGCACUGCCUAAUCCAAGGCAGCCCGGGUUUUAUCCUCACGAAGUUGUUUCUUACUCAAGCAAACAAGAAUUGUCAUCAACAAAUGAAAUUUCUAUUUCAUUGUUACAUCCAAGAUAA